UUAUUUAAAAUAGGGUCAAAACUCAAAACAGAGUCGAGCGAGGUUUUCCGUCUCUCUCUCCCUAACUAUCUGUCGUCUCAGUUGCCUUCAAACAUUUACACUUCCUCUACCGGAAAAGUUCCAGAACCACCACCUCCCUUCCGCCGCCGUCUAAACGCUUCAUGCCCAUCGCUCCCCCACCUAAUCCUAAAGCAAUUAAAUGCCCCCAGAUCAGCACAACUCACCUUAAUUUGCCCCUUUCACCUUCAAUUUUAUGCUAAUCACUAUUGAAGUACCAGUACUACUAUUUACCACUUCUAAAGAAAAGCCUCACUCAUCAUCACCGACUUUCCCUCAGUUCCAUGACUCUGCCGUCUCUCCGCAACAUGUUAAGAUCUCCACAUCGAAAAUGGUGGAACACAUAUUUCCUGAUAAUCUCACCCCUCACUCUCCUCUUCCUCACCUCCUCCACCAUUUCAUUUUCCUCCCUCCGCCCCCAAAUCCCCCCACUCCUUCCGCCGCCGCCAACACUCUCCACUCCUUACCACAAUUGGGAAAUCUUCAACGCUGAUUACCAACAGAUGCUAAACAAACUCAAGAUCUACGUCUACCCCGAUGCCUUUCCAAGCAAUUACAAAUCCAAUUCAUCCCCCACCGCCGCCGUGUUCCUCCCCAACCCCGACCCCUUCAACCCCAAAACCGGCAACUACUACAGCGAGCACGCCUUCAAGCUCGCCCUGCUGCGGAGCUCCCUCGUCACGGACCGCCCUGACGAGGCGGACUUCUUCUUCAUGCCGUUCUCCGUCAAUGUGAUGCGGUAUCACCCCCUCGUCCGCUCAGAGUCGGCCAUCUCCGACUUCGUGGCGGGCUACGUGUCCAGAAUCAGCUCGGAUUCUGGCCACUGGAACGCCUCCGGGGGCGCGGACCACUUCUUCGUCUGCUGCCACUCGGUCGGCCGCGACGCCGCCUCCAAGCACCGGGAACUCCACAACAAUGCCAUUCAGAUUACUUGUUCAUCUAGCUACUUUCAGAGGCUGUACACACCCCACAAAGAUGUAGCAUUGCCUCAAGUCUGGCCUCGGGCCGAUAUCGAAGCUCCCGACCCUCCUCAUCGGAGGACCGAGCUCGUCUUCUUCGCGGGGAGAGCUCAGAACUCUGCUGCUCGGCAAGAGGUGUUGCGCCUAUGGGAGAACGACUCAGCGUUCCGUAUAUUCGCUGGGCAUGCAUCGAUGCCGUAUGAGGAAGGUUUCAGGAGAAGCAGAUAUUGCCUCCACAUCAAAGGUUGAAAAACAUCAUAACAUUGGUGCCAGAGGAGACGUACCUCGACCUCUAUCGCAACUUGUGUGUGGUUAGGAAGCACUUCAGGUGGUCUGCUGUGCCUCGGAG
This is a messenger RNA of Salvia hispanica, 1365 nucleotides long. The record is from RefSeq and is a predicted model, not a curated record. NCBI's taxonomy places the organism in Eukaryota, Viridiplantae, Streptophyta, Magnoliopsida, Lamiales, Lamiaceae.